Messenger RNA from Pomacea canaliculata, 847 nucleotides. RefSeq lists its product as uncharacterized. The coding region runs from base 50 to 628 and encodes 192 amino acids. The transcript has 4 exons. The record is from RefSeq and is a predicted model, not a curated record. NCBI's taxonomy places the organism in Eukaryota, Metazoa, Mollusca, Gastropoda, Architaenioglossa, Ampullariidae.
GAAAAUGCUAUUUUGUUAUUCUCGUUUAAGUGUCUACUAAGAUAUCGCCAUGAAGUUUGUCCUGCUUCUGUGCGCCUGUGUGGUUGUGUCUUCCGCCCUGGAGCUUCCUAGUCUCAAGCUGCUGUUGGAGCAGAAACACCAACUGCGUACGAAUCAGGGAGAGCAAUCCUCACUAAAGAAACGGAGUGAGCCACAGCUGGGAAAACGCUUGUGGAUCGGCUCCGUAGUCCACAGUAUCGAACAUGCAGCUCAGAAUGUCGGUCAUGCGGUCGAGACAGCAGUCCACGAUGCUGGUCAUGCAUUAGGAGGUCUUUUGGAAGGCGCCAAAGAUGUUGUGGGAGAGGCUAAGAAUGCAUUCCAAAAUGUUCUGAAGGACAUCGAGAGAACAGUCCAAGAUCUUGGUCACCAACUUUCAGAUUUACUAUCAAGCGUUCCGAAUGUAUGUAACUAUCUCGUUCAUAACGGCUCGACAGUCGUUCCUACUGAUGUUACAGUGCCUCCAGAGUUAGAGCGAACACUUCAAGUAGUGUUACAAGCUUUCCAGAAAGCGCUCCCUACAACUGAAACUCUAAAGCAUCUCACUGAGGAAGCAUGCCGGGAUGUUCUACACUCAAUCAUAGGAAAGUAGAGGCUCAUGACGAAUCAGCUUCACACAGAUCUCGAACAGUGCAACUGACGACAUUGAGAAAUAUUUCCGGUUCCUGUGGGUGAUUUCUUCUCAAGAAGAUGUUGGACUCUCUGUUUCUGGAAGUCGUCUCUUUAUCCUGCGAUCUCUACGUCAGACGUCCUGUGUCUAAAUGCUCUUGACAUUCACAUACAGAGGAGAAUAAAGUAACGAACAACAAUG